Molecule: messenger RNA, 2283 nt
Organism: Python bivittatus (Burmese python)
Lineage: Eukaryota; Metazoa; Chordata; Lepidosauria; Squamata; Pythonidae
Source: RefSeq, a predicted model, not a curated record
UCCUGUUGUCUUCCCAAAAUGUUCCCUCCUGCCGUUGAAUGCUGAUUCUUCAAGAAGAGAUUCCGAUUCUCCCUCCUUACUCCUGAAUGAAUUCGAAUCAACCCAUCCCAACGAAAAAGACAGAAUGUUUUCCUUGGGUUUGCGCUGAGGACCGUGAGACAGAGACGCUCCCGCGCUGGAGUAAAGAUGAGACAAAACGGCUGCCGCAGGAGGAGCAGCACCGCUGCCCCGGUGCCUCCGGUUCCAGGCCGGGCUCGAGCAGCCGGAGGUGAUGAAAACGGGGAUGCGAGAGCCGGUUGAGCCGGGCGCUCAGGAUAUUCAAGUGGUGCAUGUUGGCGAGCCCCUGGGACGGGUCACGCCGAUACGCAUCAAGCAGGAACCGGAGGCAGGUUGGGAAGCUGAAGAGAAGGGAGAAUUAAGGGUUGCUUGUUCUCAGUCAGGGGGGGAACAUCUGUUGUUUACUGGGCCCUUUGCCAGCUUUGAGGGCAUGACUGGGACUUGCAAAUGGCUGGCAGGAGAGUCGGGAGUUUGGCCAGUCUCUGCCCUUGCGGUGGACGGGCACCAGCCUUCCCUCAGGUCAAACAACGCUGGAGUGAGGCAGGACUGUGGGAGGGGGACGACCGCUCUCCUUCGAUGGGAAACAGAUGGAGUGGAAACUCAGCAACGCUUCCCGGAGGCCAGGGGCUUGCGUGAAGUCUACUGUGAGCUCCGGGCUCUGUGCCACCGGUGGCUGAAACCAGAGAGACGCAGCAAGGAGCAGAUUGUGGAGCUGGUGAUCCUGGAGCAGUUCCUGGCCGUCUUGCCCCAAGAACUGCAGGGCUGGGUCCGAGAGUGGGACCCCGAAUCCUGCGCGCACGUGAUUGGGCUUGUGGAGGACUUCCUCCACAGGCAGCAAGAGGCAGAGCAACGGGAACAGCAGGAUUUGAGGCCUUUCGUAGAGGCGGUGGUGAAUUCCCCUGAAGGAGAGCAAGAUCCAGCAGAGGCCUGGGAGGGAGCCCUGUUCAAGGAGAUCAAGCAGGAGUGGAAGAGAGACGCUGGAUCCCUGGGGGUCGGUACCCCAUGUGAGGAAAAGGAUGGGCUCCAGAGACUUUGGGGCCCAGCACAAACCUGCAGAAAAUUCCCCGGGGAAGCUGCCGGGCACCUGAUGCUAAGUUGCAAAAACUUUGCAGAAAGUUGCGUGUCAAAGAGAUUGCAGGAGCAGCCACCCAUGAUGAUAUGGGGCGAAGCUCCAGUCCCAGGGAAAGCCGCCAGGUCUCUGGAAGAAGCGGGCUGCCAUAGCAGAACGAUCAAACACCUAUGCCCAGAAUGCGGGCAGAAUUUCCAGCACAAAUCGACCCUCAUCCGGCACCAGAAGAUGCAUUCGGGCGAAAAACCCCACGUGUGCCUAGAGUGUGGGAAGACUUUCCGCCGGAGAGACAAACUGAUCCGGCACCAGAGAAUCCACACUGGACAGAAACCACACGCAUGUCCCGAGUGUGGGAAAAGCUUCCGCGAGAGAGGGAAGCUGAUCAGCCACCAGCGGAUCCACAUGGGAGAGAAGCCCUUUGCUUGUCCCGCCUGUGAGAAAACCUAUCGCUGGAAAGAAGAGUUUGUGAAGCACCUGAGAGUCCACGCGGGAGAGAGGCCCUGCAGGUGCCUCCACUGCGGGAAAAGCUUCAUUAGCCAGAGUCACCUGGUCUCCCAUCACCGGAGCCACGCUGGGGAGAAGCUCUACGAGUGCCCAGAAUGCCAGAGGGGCUUCUGCAGCAAGGAGAGCCUCAACAAGCAUCAGCAUGUCCACCUGGGUGAGAAAUCCUAUGAAUGCCAGGACUGUGGGAAGAGGUACCAAUACAUUUCAAACUUUGUCAAACACCAGCAAAUUCACGUGAGCGAACGGAUCCUCUAAUUGAGGGACUCUGAGGGGGGAACUUGAGGGUCUGCUGGACACUUCUCUGCUGUGGUCUCAUGCAUCUUGCACAUCUGUCUUAGUGUGUGCUAGAUGCAGAAGAAGAGACCAUAACUCCAGAAUAGGAUCCCUUUUUGCAGACGGAACAUUCCCUGCCUCUUCAGAUGGAAAGAUGACAGAGCAGAGCAAAAGACAUACAUUAAAUAAUAAAUAAAUAGUAUUAUUAUUAACCUUUCUCUGUCUGAGACCUGCUGCCAAUCAGAGUUAAACAGUGGGGUAGAUGGACAGAUAUUCUGAUUUGUUAUGAGGCCUGUUGUAUUUCCAGUGCCUUCUAAACAGGCACUGAUUGAGCUAAUCCAGAAUUUUUCAAAUGUUGCAGUUCCCUAAAGUAAUAGAUG